UCUUCAAGACAGACAAACAGCGAGAGAAUGAAGGCAAAGAGCCGACAGUCUCUGUUCUCGGCUGCGGGGCGCGGUCCGCUGAGCACGGGGCUCAGCUCCAUCACCAGCCAUGUCCUGCUACAGCCCGUGCCAGCCCAGCCAGCCCUGCGGCCCAACCCCGCUGGCCAACAGCUGCAAUGAGCCCUGCUGUGUGAGGUGCCAGGACUCCACCGUUGCCAUCCAGCCCUCCCCCGUGGUGGUGACCCUGCCCGGACCCAUCCUCACCUCCUUCCCACAGAACACCGCCGUGGGCAACUCCACCUCUGCUGCUGUUGGCAGCAUCCUCAGCAACCAGGGGGUGCCCAUCAGCUCCGGGGGCUUUGGCCUCUCUGGCCUCUCCAGCUUGGGCAGGAGCUGCCUCCCCUGCUAGAGCUGCUGGCCCUGGCCCUGGGCAAGGCCCCCAGGCACCCACCAGAUGCUCCUGCCCUGGGCACACAGCAUCCGCUUGCUGCUUUCAGAGGGGCUGAGCACCCCCAGCACCCCUUGCCAAAGGACAGGGCCAGCCUGGGCUCUGGCACAGCACAGCCCAUGCCUGCCUCUGCCCUCUGCCACUCUCUGAUGGCCCUCCCGUGGCCUCCUUCUCUCCUGCUCCCGUGGCCUGGCAGCACCACCAAGCCAGCCUAGGGAGGACCUGCUGGCCCUGCUCCCUCGCUGGGGCAGGCACAUGGGCACCUGCUGGCAUGUCCACCACAGCCAUGGGGUGCAGAUUCCUUCCUGCUCCUGCUGCUCCCUGCACCAGGACCUCCACAAAGAACUGCUUCGUUUCCCGGGUUUGACUCAUUAAACUCUGCUGCAUCCCAGCCCAUGGCUCUGUGCCAUCCUUUCUCCUGCAGAUGCUCUGUGGGGCUGGCUCUGGAGGGGGGGUGGCUGUGCA
Molecule: messenger RNA, 913 nt
Organism: Pogoniulus pusillus (Red-fronted tinkerbird)
Lineage: Eukaryota; Metazoa; Chordata; Aves; Piciformes; Lybiidae
Product: feather keratin 1-like
Exons: 2
Coding region: 110-409 (99 amino acids)
Cellular component (GO): intermediate filament
Molecular function (GO): structural constituent of cytoskeleton
Source: RefSeq, a predicted model, not a curated record